AAGAGCAUCGUUGUUCUUAGUGGAUGGAGCCAGAGGAGCUAAACGUUAAAGCUUGAUUGCUGGGUCUGUGAGAAUUCAGCAUGGGAUAUCUCUGCUAUUUCCUGGGAUUUCUGCUUCUGGCUGCAAGAUUGCCACUCGAUGCUGCCAAACGAUUUCAUGAAGUGCUGAGCAAUGAAAGAACUUCUGGUUAUACGAGGGAGCACAACCAAUUAAGUGGUUGGUCUUCAGAUGAAAAUGAGUGGAAUGAAAAACUCUAUCCAGUGUGGAAAAGAGGAGACCCGAGGUGGAAACACUCCUGGAAAGGAGGCAAUGUGCAGGUGGCUCUGACCAGUGACUCCCCAGCACUCGUGGGCUCAAAUAUAACAUUUGCAGUGAAACUGGUGUUCCCCAGAUGCCAAAAGGAAGAUGCCAAUGGCGACAUAGUCUAUGAGAAGAACUGCAGAAACGAUAUAGGUUCCUCUCCUGACCCAUAUGUUUACAACUGGACAGAGUGGAUAGAGGAUGGUGACUUGGAAAACGGCACCAACCAAAACCAUUACAAUGUGUUCCCUGACGGAAGGCCUUUCCCUCACCACCAUGGACGGAGGAAAGGGAACUUCAUAUAUGUGUUUCACACACUUGGUCAGUAUUUCCAGAAACUGGGGCGGUGUUCAGAGAAUGUGUCGAUGAACACAGCUAAUGUGAAGCUUGGUCCUCAACUCAUGGAAGUGGCCGUCUAUGGAAGAAAUCGGAGGACACAUGUUCCCCUUGCAAAAGCGAAAGUUGUGUACCUGGUAACAGAUCAGAUUCCUGUAUCUGUGAAUAUAUCCCAGAAGAAUGAUCGAUAUUCUUCUGACGAGACCUUCCUUAGGGACCUCCCCGUUACAUUCAAUGUCCUCAUUCAUGAUCCCAGCCACUUCCUCAAUGAGUCUGCCAUUUACUACAAGUGGGACUUCGGGGACAAAACUGGUCUGAUUGUUUCCAACAAUCACAUUUUGAAUCACACGUAUGUGCUCAAUGGAAACUUCAGCUUUAACCUCACUGUGCAAACUGCAGUGCCUGGACCUUGUCCUUCACCUACACCCAGACCUCCAAAACCUACCCCUCCUUUAUUUCCUGCUGGUGCCAACCCGCUGGAGCUGAGGGAGAUACUCGGUGAAGACUGCAAGAUUACCAGAGACGGUUACUUUAAAGCCCCUAUCACAAUUGUAGAGGGAAUUCUAGAGGUUAACAUCAUUCGGAUGUCAGGCGUUCAGAUGCACACGCCACAGCCUGACGACUCCCUGAUGGAUUUUGUCGUGACCUGCCAAGGGACCAUUCCCACAGAGGUCUGUACCGUAAUUUCUGACCCCAGCUGCCAGAUCGCCCAGAACACUGCCUGCAGCCCUGUGGAUGUGGACGUGGGCGAUCCGUGCUUACUGACUGUGAGGCGAGCCUUCAACGGGUCUGGGACGUACUGCAUGAACCUCACUCUGGGGGAUGAUGUGAGCCUGGCCCUCACGAGCACCCUGGUCUCUGUCUCCGGCAGAGAUGCAGGCUCCCCUGUAAGAAUGGCAAAUGGUGCCCUGGUCUCUGUUGGUUGCUUGGCUAUAUUUGUCAUCGGGAUCGCCCUUUGGGGGUAUAAAAAACACAAGGAAUAUAAACCGAUAGGAAAGAGUACUGGUUUCAGAGGCCAAGGCCUGAAUGUUUUGCUCAACCAUGCGAAGGUCAAGUUCUUCCCUGGAAGCCGAGAAAAAGAUCCACUGCUCAAGAACCGACCCGGAAUUCUUUAAACCUUCAGCCUUAUUUCUCACCAACAGCUCUCUCUUCAGUGCCCUAUAUAUGAGCUGUGCUAUAGAGUAAAUGACUAUUAACUUUUUUCCUAAAGAUUAUUGUGAAAUAUAUAUUAUGGUUUUGGGGAGGUACAAUUUUUUUUUAAUAGGUUAAAUGGCAUUCUAAGGAAGUGGUGAGGAAUUAUACUUUACACCGCCUCCGCCAUAUUAUAUAACUGACAAAAUCGGUGAGCAGUGCUUUCUUUCAUUGUGAUUUAUGUUUCACUUAUGUGAUGUAAUGUCUUACGUCAUUAGUAGAAUAGACAUACUGUGUCCAAAGCAUAGGAGGAGAAGGUACUAUUAUUCAUUAGAGCCUGACCUAGGUUACCCAGCAGGAGAGGCUGGACAGUUUCCAUAUAACCACAUGCAUAAAACCAAUGCACUGCAUUUCCUGAUGUUAAGAUCACAUUCCAAGCUAACUGAAUCCUAUUUCAAUGUACAUGCCUGAGCUCCCAACAGAACAAUAACAGGCCAAACCUCUACUAGGAUGUGUAUGCUUGUAAUACAAAAAUCAUCAUCAUCAUUAUCACUGUUUAAUAAAUAGGUGUGAAUAUUUUCAUGACAGUCUGCCUUGCCCAGCUGUGUAAAGGAAUGGUAUUCAUUUAUUCAUUCAUCCCAUGAACAUUUAUUUAGAGCUUUCUGUAUAUCAGGCAUAUUGCUAAGCACAUGGCCCGGCAUUCUGAAUGCUGACACUCUUGUGUAUCUAUCUGAAUUCCUGUACUCUGGUGCAUGUAUUUGAAAUUAUACAGGGGUGCCAAAAAAUGUAUACAUAUUUUAAGAAAGGAAGAAAUUGUAUUAAAAUUGUAAUACUCAAUAUAUACCGAUAACAAAAGAUGAAUACAAGUCAUGUGGAUAUAUUUUGGGGGCACCUCCGGUAUACUGUAGUUUUCUAAAGGGGGCCCAUGGUUUUCCUACUAAUUUCUCUACUUAAAUGAUAAGAAACUUGAUCAGUAAGGGCUUUACCUCCAGUUAUAACUAAAACUACCGUAUGUUAAACAUUAUGUUUUUUUUCUCUCCUUUCGGGAAAAUAAAGUCUGAAGAGGAACAAGA
This is a messenger RNA of Hipposideros armiger (great roundleaf bat), 2840 nucleotides long. It is a transcript of the gene GPNMB, whose product is annotated as glycoprotein nmb. Gene Ontology annotation, cellular component: plasma membrane. Lineage: Eukaryota; Metazoa; Chordata; Mammalia; Chiroptera; Hipposideridae. The transcript is spliced from 11 exons. The coding region runs from base 81 to 1751 and encodes 556 amino acids. The record is from RefSeq and is a predicted model, not a curated record. Gene Ontology annotation, molecular function: integrin binding. Gene Ontology annotation, biological process: cell adhesion.